AUGAUCAGACAAAGGGUAAGAUAAGAAGUAGAUAGACCUGUGGCUUCACACCUGAAGGAUAAAACAAAUGUUGCCCUGUCUGCACACGUAACCCUAAUUGUUAAACAAACACUACAUAAUGCAAUGAUUCAUGAACACGACAUGACAGCUGUCAUUAGAGCCGCAUAAUUUGAGACAAACAACUUUUUUUAUGUCAAGUCACACGCAGCAGUGGACAGUCUGACCAUUGAUUGUUGAUAUGCUGGCUGCUAGCCAACUGUCUCGCCUAAAUCAUGGCAUGUGUCACGUUGGUGUCAAGUCAUCGGUCUUCACCUGAUGUUAUAGUAUAAUCUUCUUCUUCUUCUUCUCUGUCUUCUUCUUCUGCCCCUCUACCAUAGAUAGACUCUGAUGAUGUCAUCACGCGAGACGAGCAGAUUUACCUCCUGAUUGGUCCCCGUGCCAAGUGUGAGAGGAUAAUCCAUUCACAGCUGGCCAUAGUCAAAGGUGUGUUAACUAUAACCACAUCACAAGUUAUAGGACAGUGAUUGCCAAAUCUAGGUGUGCUUCUAGAAUACAUCAAAUACAUGGGAAGUCUGGAUGUACUGGAGGAGAGGUUUGGGAAACACUGUUACAGGACAUAGCCUAUACUUUUUUAUGAUUUCAUAGGGAUCCCCUUUGGCUUUAGUUAUGCACCCAACUGAAAAUCAAGGUCCAGAAAAGGUUUCUGGUGCAGUGGUUGUCCAGAUUAUGAAUGAUUUGUUAAAGUGUCAAAUCAGCUUGUCUUGUGUCAACCACAGUCCAAUAUAGGAUAAAGUGAUAGUGUAAUUGAUUACAAAGAAGAUUGUUUGUCACUUCCUCCUGUUCAAGUACAGUCAAAAGCCAUUUCAAUCCAAUAUCCUGGAGAGAAGUAUUUCCAUGGUAACAGAAGGUUAGAUGUGAAAUGAAUGAUAGGAAAACCAGCUCGACUCACCGUCUUGACGUAGAGUUAUGAUGCAGUGUCUUGAUACAGAUUGUUAAUGGCCCUCUGUUAGGAAUUUAAUUACAGAUGUACUGUAUCAUCUGAGAUACAGUGCAUUCGGAAAGUGUUCAGACCCCUUGACUUUUUCCACAUUUUGUUACGUUACAGCCUUAUUCUAAAAUGGAUUUUUAAAAAAUAAUCCUCAUCAAUCUACACACAAUACCCCAUAAUUAUAAAGUGAAAACAGGUUUUUAGAAAUGUUUGCAAAUUUAUUACCAAUAAAAUACAGAAAUACCUUAUUUACAUAAGUAUUCAGAACCUUUGCUAUGAGACUCGAAAUUGAGCUCAGGUGCAUCCUGUUUCCAUUGCUCAUCCUUGUGAUGUUUCUACAACUUGAUUGGAGUCCACCUGUGGUAAAUUCCAUUGAUUGGAACACAGUUAUCUAUAUAAGGUCCCACAGUUGACAGUGCAUUUCAGAGCAAAAACCAAGCCAUGAGGUUGAAGGAAUUGUCUGUAGAGCGCCGAGACAGGAUUGUGUCGAGGCAUAGAUCUGGGGAAGGGUACCAAAAACUUUUUGCAGCAUUGAAGGUCCCCAAGAACACAGUGGCCUCCAUCAUUCUUAAAUGGAAAAAGUUUGGAACCACCAAGACACUUCCUAGAGUUGGCCGUCCGGCCAAACUGAGCAAUCGGGGGAGAAGGGCCUUGGUCAGGGAGGUGACCAAGAACACAAUGGUCACUCUGACAGAGCUCCAGAGUUCCUCUGUGGAGAUGGGAGAACCUUCCAGAAGGACAACCAUCUCUGCAGCACUCCACUAAUCAGGCCUUUAUGGUAGAGUGGCCAGACGGAAGCUACUCCUUAUUAAAAAGCACAUGACAGCCCACUUGGAGUUUGCCAAAAGGCAUCUAAAGGACUCUCAGACCAUGAGAUACAAGAUUCUCCGGUCUGAUGAAACCAAGAUUGAACUCUUUGGACUGAAUGCCAAGCGUCACAUCUGGACGAAACCUGGCGCCAUCCCUACGUUGAAGCAUGGUGGUGGCAGCAUCAUGCUGUGGGGAUGUUUUUCAGCGGCAGGGACUGGAAGACUAGUCAGGAUCGAGGGAAAGAUGAACGGAGCAAAGUACAUAGAGAUCCUUGAUGAAAACCUGCUCCAGAGCGCUCAAGACCUCAGACUGGGGCGAAGGUUCACCUUCCAACAGGACAAUGACCCUGGCUUCUGGACAAGUCUCUGAAUGUCCUUGAGUGGCCCAGCCAGAGCUCGGACUUGAACCCGAUCUAACAUCUCUGUAGAGACCUGAAAAUAACUGUACAGCGACGCUCCCCAUCCAACCUGACAGAGCCUGAUAGGAUCUGCAGAGAACAAUUGGAGAAACUCCCCAAAUACAAGUGAGGUAUGCCAAGCUUGUAGCGUAAUACCCAAGAAGACUCGAGGCUGUAAUCGCUUCCAAAGGUGCUUCAACAAAGUAAUGAGUAAAGGGUCUGAAUACUUAUGUAAAUGUGAUAUUUCCGUUUUCAUUUUUUUAUAAAUUUGCUCAAAUUUUGCUUUGUCAUUAUGGGGUAUUGUGUGUAGAUUGAUGAGGGAGAAAAAAACAAUUUAAGCAAUUUUAGAAUAAGGUUUUAACGUAACAAAAUAUGGAAAAAGUCAAGGGGUGUGAAUAUUUCCGAAUGCGCUGUAUAUCAUGAAAUGAAAUGUUGGGUGAAUUUUCUACUGAUUUUAAAGUAAGAGCACAAUGACUCAUACAAAAUGGCCAUCUGUGCUGUUGUAUAUUUGCAGAAGGUGACUGUGUACCAGAGUGGGAUGGGAUUAUCUGCUGGCCCAGAGGGAAGCCUAGUCAGCUGGUCUCGGUGCUAUGUCCAGAGUACAUCUACGACUUCAACCACAGAGGUGGGCUGGCUCAUGACAAGAUCACUAAUUUAAAGCUCAAUAGCUGCUUUGUUAUUUUUAAAUACACUAAUGGACAAACCACAUACAGUAGAAGGAAAUACAGUAUGUUGGCCACAUACAUCGAUCACUUACAUAAUCAUGACAGGUCAGUGAUAGAUUGUGUUUACCAGCAGACACUGGUCUUCAGGUUUUACGGAACCAAUAACUAGCCUACGGAUAUUGUUGCACUCACUUGGUCUAGGGGUCAUAGGCCUAGUUACAUGGUCUGUAACCUGAAUGAAUGAUGUGCAUCUAUGUGAGAAAUCAGCGUAUAUGCCUAGGUGUUGAAUGUACACUAUCGUUCAAAAGUUUGGCGUCACUUAGAAAUGUCAUUUUUUUCGAAAGAAAAUAAAAAAAAUUGUCCAUUAAAAUAACAUCAAAUUGAUCAGAAAUACAGUGUAGACAUUGUUAAUGUUGUAAAUGGCUAUUGUAGCUGGAAACGGCACAUUUUUUAUGGAAAUCUACAUAGGCGUACAGAGGCCCAUUAUCAGCAACCAUCAGUCCUGUGUUCCUAUGGCACGUUGUGUUUGCUAAUCUAGGUUUAUCAUUUUAAAAGGCUCAUAGCCACCAAACAAAACCAGCAGCCUCACGGCUUGCAAGCUGGGACACUGACCCUUUCAUCCAAACUUCUAAUAUCGAUUCCUUAUAAAUGCACAUUGCGAAAUGCAAAUUCAGUUUAUGCGGUUUACCAGUCCCAAAUUAAGUACUCUUUUUGCACAGUACUUGCAGACAUCUGCAGGCUCCAGUUUGUUCAUGUGUUUACGACAGUCUCAAGCUAUAUCAUAAGGAGUCUAACACCACAUUGCAUUAGAUGUAACAAGUAUCAGCCUUUAAAUAUACACUAUGGAAAUUUAGUUGCUACAGUACUUGUUAAUAUCAAAUUCUGGCUUGAAUGUUGUCUGUAUGGUUCAUACACAUAUGAUACAACAAAAGCACACAAUCCUCAGUUUCAGUCUACAUUAGGAACACCUGCUCUUUCUAUGACAUACACUGACCAGAUGAAUCAAGGUGAAAGCUAUGACCCUUUAUUGAUGUCACCUGUUAAAUAGAAGGAGACAGGUUAAAGAAUAAUGUUUAAGCCUUGAGACCAUUGAGACAUGGAUUGUGUAUGUGUGCCUUUCAGAGGGUGAAUGGGCUAAACAAAAUAUUUAAGUGCCUUUGAACAGGGUAUGGUAUUAGGUGCCAGACACACCGGUUUGAGUGUGUCAAGAACUGCAACACUGCUGGGGUUUUCCCGCUCAACAAUUUCCCAUUUGUAUCAAGAAUGAUCCGCCACCCAAAGGACAUCCAGCCAACUUGACACAACUGUGUGAAGCAUUGGAGUCAACAUGGGCCAGCAUCCCUGUGGAAUGCUUUCGACACCUUGUAGAGUCCAUGCCCCGAUGAAUUGAGGCUGUUCUGACGGCAAAAGGUGGUGCAACUCAAUAUUACGAAGGUGUUCCUAAUGUUUGUACACUCAGUGUAUGUUUUUGCUCAUGGGCUUGGGGAGGUGGGUCUUUUUAGUUAUAUUUCUGCGCAUUUAAGGGACCCCUUUUGGCUCAAGAGCCCCCUCCUGAGGCAAACGCUCUGUUUUGCCCCUUUAAGGCCAUUGUACUAAUGCUGAUGUUAUACCUCUUCUCCCCAUCCUCCAGGUCAGGCCUAUCGUCAGUGUGAUGCCUCAGGGAACUGGGAGCAGGUGCCUAGCAUCAACCGCACCUGGGCCAACUACACUGAGUGUACCACCUAUCUGUUGUCCAGUCAUAGAAGCCAGGAGGAGGUGUGUGUGUGUGGUGUGGUGUGGUGUGUGUGUGGCUGUGCUGUGUGUGUGUGGGCACCUUUGUGCGCGUGUGUGUGUUGGUCCUGUGUGGAUCACUUGGUAGAGCAUGGCACUUGCAAUGCCAGGGUUGUGGGUUUGAUUCCCACAGGGGACCAGUAAGAAAAAAGUAUGAAAAUGUAUGCAUAAGAGCGUGUAUGUAUAAGAGUGACUGCUAAAUGACUCAAAUGUAAAUGUCAGUGUGUGUGAUUUGAGGGGGGAUUUUCACCUGAACAAAGGCCUCUCUAUCUGUUUUAAGUGAAGAGUUAUCAAGGUGUCAACCACAAUGCAUGAAUUAGUCACCCUGAGUUGACCAAGCAUUUUGAUUGUGGCGAGAAUCUUUUCCAUGCAUAAAAAAAAAAAGAAUCACAUUAAAACCCUAUGUGGAAUUCAUCAGUCCAUCAUGAUACUCACCCACCAGCCGCUGUGGUCUUCAGCAGUUGACCGUAGCCAUUUGUGAACAGCAUGUUCUUGACUUUUUUCCUGUUCACCUGCACACACGCACGCACGUACACACACACACUCACACACACACAUGCAGAGAAAUGCAUGCACAAUCGCACACACACAUGCUCAUUUGCUGAGUGUAUUUGUUCUCUGUUUUUAGGAGGUGUUUGAGCGGCUACACUUGAUGUACACCAUUGGUUACUCCAUCUCUCUGGUAUCCCUACUUGUGGCUGUCUCCAUUCUCUGCUACUUCAAGUAAGACCCCUUUAAUGCUGCUCCUCUUCAGUAGUAUUACUAUAGUAAUACCAAUACACUAGUCCAACAUUCAUAAAAAUCUUUAACACUCAGUUAAGACAAGUGAUUUAUUGCACGUGUAAUAACAAAAGAAAACAUCUGGUAAGUAGAAAGUAAAUAAUAGCACGUUACUUAAGAAUGGUAUAUUGCAUUAUGAUAUGGUUAUAAUUAGUUGCCUUGACAUUAACAUCCCCAUUAACACCCCUUAUAACGACUGGUAUUUCCAGUGUAUUUACUGUCAUGACAUCAGAUUAAUCUGCCAUGCGGCAGUGCACUUCCUCUAGGAUUGCCGCACAGAAGAAAUGCCAUGCUGCGCAGAGAUGCAAGAGAUUGAACUUCACUGAGUUUGCCCCAUUAGUUUGCACUAUAUACAUACAGUGCAUUCGGAAAGUAUUCAGACCCCUUGACUUUUUCCACAUUUUGUUACGUUACAGCUUUAUUCUAAAAUAGAUUAAAUAGUUUUUUCCCCUCAUCAAUCUACACACAAUACCCCAUAAUGACAAAGGAAAAACAGGAUUUUAGAAAUGUUUGAUACCUUAUUCAAAAGAAAAAAUUGAAAUAUCACAUUUACAUAAGUAUUCAGACCCUUUACUCAGUACUUUGUUGAAGCACCUUUGGCAGCGAUUACAGCUUUGAGCCUUCUUGGGUAUGACGCUACAAGCUUGGCACACCUGUAUUUUGGGAGUUUCUCCAAUUCUUCUCUGCAGAUCCUCUCAAGCUCUGUCAGGAUGGAUGGGGAGCGUCGCUCCAAAGAUGUUCGAUCGGGUUCAAGUCCGGGCUCUGACUGGGCCACUCAAGGACAUUCAGAGACUUGUCCCGAAGCCCCUCCUGCGUUGUCUUGGCAGUGUGCUUAGGGUCGUUGUCCUGUUGGAAGGUGAACCUUCGCCCCAGUCUGAGGUCCUGAGCGCUCUGGAGCAGGUUUUCAUCAAGGAUCUCUCUGUACUUUUCUCUGUUCAUCUUUCUCUCGAUCCUGACAAGUCUCCCAGUCCCUGCCGCUGAAAAACAUCCCCACAGCAUGAUGCUGCCACCACCAUGCUUCAACGUAGGGAUGGCGCCAGGUUUCAUCCAGAUGUGACGCUUGGCAUUCAGUCCAAAGAGUUCAAUCUUGGUUUCAUCAGACCAGAGAAUCUGGUUUCGCAUGGUCUGAGAGUCCUUUAGGUGCCUUUUGGCAAACUCCAAGUGGGCUGUCAUGUGCCUUUUACUGAGGAGUGGCUUCCGUCUGGCCACUCUGCCAUAAAAGCCUGAUUGAUGGAGUGCUGCAGAGAUGGUUCUUCUUCUGGAAGGUUCUCCCAUCUCCACAGAGGAACUCUGGAGCUCUGUCAGAGUGACCAUCGGGUUCUUGGUCACUUCCCUGACUAAGACCCUUCUCCCCCGAUUGCUCAGUUUGGCCAGGUGGCCAGCUCUAGGAAGAGUCUUGUUGGUUCCAAACUUCUUCCAUUUAAGAAUGAUGGAGGCCACUGUGUUCUUGGGAACCUUCAAUGCUGCAGAAAGAUUUUGGUACCCUUCCCCAGAUCUGUGCCUCGACACAAUCCUGUCUCGGAGCUCUAUGGACAAUUCCUUCAACCUCAUGGCUUGGUUUUUGCUCUGACAUGCACUGUCAACUGUGGGACCUUAUAUAGACAGGUGUGUCUUUCCAAAUCAUGUCCAAUCAAUUUAAUUUACUACAGGUGGAUUUCCAAUCAAGUUGUAGAAACAUCUCAAGGAUGUUCAAUGGAAACAUGCACCUGAGCUCAAUUUCGAGUCUCAUAGCAAAGGGUCUGAUUACUUAUAAGUUAUUAUAAUUAUAUUUUUUAAAUAAAUUUGCAGGAAUUUCUAGAAACCUGUUUUCACUUUGUCAUUAUGGGGUAUUGUGUGUAGAUUGAUGAGGAACAUGUUUUAUUUAUUCAAUUUUAGAAUAAGGCUGUAACGUAACAAAAUGUGGAAAAAGUGAAGUGGUCUGAACACUCUGCGAAUGCACUCUAGAUCAACGUUUCUUCUGUGAUCGAAUCAACAUUAUACAGUUGAAGUCGGAAGUUUACAUACACCUUAGCCAAAUACAUUUAAACUCAGUUUUUCACAAUUCCUGACCUUUAAUCCUAGUAAAUUCCCUGUCUUAGGUCAGUCAGGAUCACCACUUUUAUUUUAAGAAUGUGAAAUGUCAGAAUAGUAGGAGAGUGAUUUAUUUCAGCUUUUAUUUAUUUCAUUACAUUCCCAGUGUGUCAGAAGUUUACAUACACUCAAUUAGUAUUUGGUAGCAUUGCCUUUACAUUGUUUAACUUGGGUCAAACGUUUUGGGUAGCCUUCCACAAGCUUCCCACAAUAAGUUGGGUGAAUUUUGGCCCAUUCAUCCUGACAGAGCUGGUGUAACUGAGUCAGGUUUGUAGGCCUCCUUGCUCACACACGCUUUUUCAGUUCUGCCCACAAAUGUUCUAUAGGAUUGAGGUCAGGGCAUUGUGAUGGCCACUCCAAUACCUUGACUUUGUUGUCCUUAAGCCAUUUUGCCACAACUUUGGAAGUAUGCUUGGGGUCAUUGUCUAUUUGGAAGACCCAUUUGCGACCAAGCUUUAACUUCCUGACUGAUGUCUUGAGAUGUUGCUUCAAUAUAUCCACAUAAUUAUCCUUCCUCAUGAUGCCAUCUAUUUUGUGAAGUGCACCAGUCCCUCCUGCAGCAAAGCACCCCCACAGCAUGAUGCUGCCACCCCCGUGUUUCACGGUUGGGAUGGUGUUCUUCGGCUUGCAAGCGACCCCCUUUUUCCUCCAAACAUAACGAUGGUCAAACAGUCCUAUUUUUGUUUCAUCAGACCAGAGGACAUUUCUCCAAAAAGUACGAUCUUUGUCCCCAUGUGCAGUUGCAAACUGUAGUCUGGCUUUUUUAUGGCGGUUUUGGAGCAGUGGCUUCUUCCUUGCUAAGCGGCCUUUCAGGUUAUGUCGAUAUAGGACUUGUUUUACUGUGGAUAUAGAUGCUUUUGUACCUGUUUCCUCCAGCAUCUUCACAAGGUCCUUUGCUGUUGUUCUGGGAUUGAUUUGCACUUUUCGCACCAAAGUACAUUCAUCUCUAGGAGACAGAACGCGUCUCCUUCCUGAGCGGUAUGCCGGCUGCGUGGUUCCAUGGUGUAUAUACUUGUGUACUAUUGUUUGUGCAGAUGAACGUGGUACCUUCAGGCAUUUGGAAAUUGCUCCCAAGGAUGAAACAGACUUGUGGCGCUCUACAAUUAUUUUUCUGAAGUCUUGCUGAUUUCUUUUGAUUUUCCCAUGAUGUCAAGCAAAGAGGCACUGAGUUUGAAGGUAGGCCUUGAAAUACAUCCACAGGUACACCUCCAAUUGACUCAAAUUAUGUCAAUUAGCCUAUCAGAAUCUUCUAAAGCCAUGACAUCAUUUUCUGGAAUUUUCCAAGCUGUUUAAAGGCACAGUUAACUUAGUGUAUAUAAAGUUCUGACCCACUGGAAUUGUUAUACAGUGAAUUAUAAGUGAAAUAAUCUGUCUGUAAACAAUUGUUGGAAAAAUUACUUGUGUCAUGCACAAAGUAGAUGUCCUAACCGACUUGCCAAAACUAUAGUUUGUUAACAAGAAAUUUGUGGAGUGGUUGAAAAACGAGUUUUACUGACACCAACCUAAGUGUAUGUAAACUUCCGACUUCAACUGUAUCAGCCCCUUUUCAAUGCAACAAAUCUAACUUUGCAAGAUUGACUCUGUGUUUUUGUUUUAGGCAGAGCCAGAUCGCAACGGAGUAGAAUUCUAUUGGCGGGGGUAGCCCAUGAGCGGUCUUUCAAUCACCCGGGAGUGAAUGCGCUUUUCAGAUCAGUUCAGCUCAGUGCACAUUUGUUGAUAUUCUUUGCUAGUUAGUAAGUUAUUAGCCCAGUUAUAGAUAAGUAUAGGUAAGCAAUGGGUAGUUACUGCUUCCUACAAGAGCACAAAAAGUGUAGGGUACAUUUCAAGCGGUCUUUGAAAAGCCAGUCAGGUAAAAAGCUUAUCUUAAUUAAAGGGGCAGUGGUGUAUUUUGAGACAGGUUUGAAUAUGUAUAUAAGCCAAUAUGCAGAGUGAUAGUCUACAUUGUCAAAUUCUCUGUAUGGUAAUAAUAAUAAAUUUUAUUUUGUAGUGGUUUGUUGCAUCAUACAACACAAUGCACUUUACAGUCACCUAUUUGGCCCACGGUGUUACAUACCAAGUAAAAAAUAAAUAAUGUAAAAACAUUUUUAAAAGUCUCAUGCAAUGUAGGCCUGCAGUGAACACCACAUAUAGGCUACUGUAGGCUAUAUCAUAGAAAUCAAAAGCUAUUUCCAUGUGAAAAUGUUAUGGGAUUCGCUCCAUUGGUUUUCUUGGUAGGCCUACAUUAUGCUCAAAAUAGCCACAAUAACCUAUUGGCUACUGUCUAAAACUGUAAGGGUACAGCCUCAGUGUUCACUGUAAAGUUGCACAAAAUUCUCACAAUGUUCAAGUUUCUGCUCACAAGACCUAAAAUCUGCUCAGUGCCCCAAAAAAUUCAUUGCUGAACAUUGCUGGUGUGUAGUGAUGACGUAUGAUGCAAUGAGAACCGGCAGAUUACAGUAAAGCAGCCCUGAAAUUAACUCACCACUCUUGUGUGUUUCAAACACACAUAAAAAUAAUGCUCCAGGGUAAAGUUUCCCCUAAAUACAGAUCUAGGAUGAGCUUCCCCUCCCCCAAUCUUUAACCCAAAGGUGAGGACACGACAGUUCACCUGGACACAAGACUGAAUCCAAACAGUACACUGAUGAUUUUAUGAUUACAUUUGCUGUACUUUUCGCAGCGUUUGUCGAUAACAACAUCUGAAAAUACUCUGGAUACAUUCAUUAACAUAAUACGAAUAUUCAUGAAAAUGUGGGGUAGGUGUCACGUUGUAAAAUGAUAGAAGACAGGCGCAGGAAUACGUAAUAGGGUUUUUUAUUUCUCUACCCAACAUAAGGUAUGUCAUGAAAAACGACGGGUACGAAGCCCAAAACAAACAUGUGUGUGUAUAUAUAUAUAUAUAUAAAACACAGGGAUGUAACCCAAACAAAAGAGCGAGUUGUAAACCUCUAAAUAAUACACGGGAUGAGACCCGUAAUAACAAGUGCACAAUUACACAGUAUGUAAACCGUAAUACAAUGUACAGUAACACGUAGCACGAAAGCCGAUACAACAGAGUACAGGUACAAUAAUCGACAAGGACAAUGGGGAACAAAGGGCACAUAUACAGUGAGGGAAAAAAGUAUUUGAUCCCCUGCUGAUUUUGUAAGUUUGCCCCCUGACAAAGACAUGAUCAGUCUAUAAUUUUAAUGGUAGGUUUAUUUGAACAGUGAGAGACAGAAUAACAACAAAAAAAUCCAGAAAAACGCAUGUCAAAAAUGUUAUAAAUUGAUUUGCAUUUUAAUGAGGGAAAUAAGUAUUUGACCCCUCUGCAAAACAUGACUUAGUACUUGGUGGCAAAACCCUUGUUGGCAAUCACAGAGGUCAGACGUUUCUUGUAGUUGGCCACCAGGUUUGCACACAUCUCAGGAGGGAUUUUGUCCCACUCACUUGCAGAUCUUCUCCAAGUCAUGAAGGUUUCGAGGCUGACGUUUGGCAACUCGAACCUUCAGCUCCCUCCACAGAUUUUCUAUGGGAUUAAGGUCUGGAGACUGGCUAGGCCACUCCAGGACCUUAAUGUGCUUCUUCUUGAGCCACUCCUUUGUUGCCUUGGCCGUGUGUUUUGGGUCAUUGUCAUGCUGGAAUACCCAUCCACGACCCAUUUUCAAUGCCCUGGCUGAGGGAAGGAGGUUCUCACCCAACAUUUGACGGUACAUGGCCCCGUCCAUCGUCCCUUUGAUGCGGUGAAGUUGUCCUGGCCCCUUAGCAGAAAAACACCCCCAAAGCAUAAUGUUUCCACCUCCAUGUUUGACGGUGGGGAUGGUGUUCUUGGGGUCAUAGGCAGCAUUCCUCCUCCUCCAAACACGGCGAGUUGAGUUGAUGCCAAAGUGCUCGAUUUUGGUCUCAUCUGACCACAACACUUUCACCCAGUUCUCCUCUGAAUCAUUCAGAUGUUCAUUGGCAAACUUCAGACGGGCCUGUAUAUGUGCUUUCUUGAGCAAGGGGAAGCAGUGGGUGCUGCAGGAUUUCAGUCCUUUACAGCGUAGUGUGUUACCAAUUGUUUUCUUGGUGACUAUGGUCCCAGCUGCCUUGAGAUCAUUGACAAGAUCCUACUGUGUAGUUCUGGGCUGAUUCCUUACCGUUCUCAUGAUCAUUGCAACUCCACGAGGUGAGAUCUUGCAUGGAGCCCCAGGCCGAGGGAGAUUGACAGUUCUUUUGUGUUUCUUCCAUUUGUGAAUAAUCGCCUUGUGUAGGUCUACAAUCUUGUCCCUGACAUCCUUGGAGAGCUCUUUGGUCUUGAUUUACAGCAUUCCCCUCUCUCAGACAACAAAAAAGUAUAUAUCCCAAACAGUGCUAUAAAGCAGAGACACUGAGCUCUGUCAUGUAUAGCAUGUUACUGUACAGCCACUGCGUUCCAAUUUAGGUGCUUAUCAGUGACCACAUCUGCCAUUUUCAGCCCGUAUACGGGUUGUGGGUGUAUACUACCCAUUUCGUGGAGGAAAUUCAAAACUGACCUAAGAUCAGUGUCUAGGGGCAAUUUCACUGUACACCAAAAAUGUAUAUGCUGUUAGCCAACUAAAUCAUUGCUUUUAAUGUGAUCUUUAGAUUGAAAAAGCCCUGAGUUAAAACCCAGGAUAGACCCUAGCUGAACCAUAUUAACCCGGAUUCCAAUUUCCAAUAAAUCUUUGAUCCUAUCAAUGGUCUGUCACACUCCCAGGGUUAAGUACAGGAGACCAGGCCCAAGGCACACUAUGAUACCUAUCUGUUAUUAAUGUGAUGAGCAUGUGGCAAGUGUAGGCCUCAUAGGUAGCUGUUGGGGUCUCUGGACCUAUUGUAAUCUGCACUGGAAUCAGUUCUCAACAAUGUUAUCAGACGGCUGGGAUCUGGUGUGUCUUCAGUGGGCGGGUUUGGAGGAUUAUUUAUGUCUUUUUUUUCACAUGUUCUGGAUGGUUACUAUGACAAAAGGUUCUGGGUAUUGGGGCAUCUUUGAGCUGUUGUUGUAUUUGUGAAAGAAGCAUUGCAAACAUGACUAUCUCUCGCUCUCUCUCUUCCCUCCAGGCGUCUCCACUGCACACGGAACUACAUCCACAUUCACCUAUUCACCUCCUUUGUGUGUCGGGCCAUCAGUAUCUUUGUGAAGGAUGCUGUCCUCUACGCCAUGUCUGACGACGGAAAGACUGAAGCGGAGGACUUGGCAGAGAGACCCCAUAUGGUACUGUGCACUUCUUUACUGACUAAGAUUAGAUUAGAUUGAAGUUUAUUGUCCUACACGAGGAACAUCUUCCCACAGCUCACACAUACAUCGAAAAACACAACAGGAAACAAACAACAGUAAACAGUCAGAUAUAAGUAGUACCCCCACACCUGCACAUAUAGGAGGAAGCUACAUAUAAUUUCUCUUAAAGGGUGGCUGAACUCAACGAUUUUGCUUGGGCUUUUCCUGCUGCUCAUUAAGAAAAACAAUAUUUGCAUCUUGGGGGUGUGGUUCGAUGUGGGUGUGUUAUGUUUGCUAUUGUUGUUUGUCCCUCUUGAAUCACCAUAGACCACCUUUACGCCACACACAGAGACGCAUACAAAACUCGCCCUUGCCCUCCAUUUGGAAAAUCGUACCAUAAUUCUAUCCUCCUGAAGUACUAGUGACUCGCUCAAUACGGAAGUGGUCAGAUGACGCGGAUGCUACGCUACAGGACUGUUUUGCUAGCACAGACUGGAAUAUGUUCCGCGAUUCAUCCAAUGGCAUUCAUCAGUCACCGGCUUCAUCAAUAAGUGCAUUGAUGACGUCGUCCCCACAGUGACUGUACAUACAUAUCUCAACCAGAAGCCAUGGAUUACAGGCAAAACCCGCACCGAGCUAAAGGCUAGAGCUGCCGCUUUCAAGGAGCGGGACACUAAUCCGGACGCUUAUAAGAAAUCCCGCAAUGCCCUCAGUUGAACCAUCAAACAGGCAAAGCGUCAAUACAUGACUAAGAUUGAAUCCUACUACCCCGGCUCUGACGCUCGUCGGAUGUGGCAGGAGGACGCGAGAGUGUGCAAAACUGUCAUCAAGGCAAAGGGUGGCUAUUUGAAGAAUCUCAAAUCUAAAAUAUAUUUUGAUUUGUUUAACACUUUUUUGGUUACUUCAUGAUUCCAUAUGUGUUAUUUCAUAGUUUUGAUAUCUUCACUAUUAUUCUACGAUGUAAAAAAAUAAAGACAUAUCCUUGAAUGAGUAGGUGUGUCCAAACUUUUGACUGGUAGUUUAGGUCCAUUAUAAUUUCUACAUACUUUAUAUCUAGUUUAAGCUACGAAUUGAAACCGUAGCUUGCCCCUCCUGCUCUAUCCCAUUGAUCCAUUGGAACCAUUAUCUGAUGAUGAUAUGUUGAAUGUCCCAUGUCCCUUAUUAACGAUAUGAACAUGACACCUCUCUUCUCUCUGGUGCCCUAUAGGUGGGCUGUAAGGUGGCCGUUACUCUCUUCCUGUAUUUCCUGGCGACCAAUCACUACUGGAUCCUGGUGGAGGGGCUGUACCUGCACAGCCUCAUCUUUAUGGCCUUCCUCUCAGACAAGAACUACCUGUGGGCACUCACCAUCAUCGGCUGGGGUGAGUCUUUCUACACUCCCUGCAGGAGAACACUUUCUGGUUCCAGGUAGAACCAUUUCACCAUUUGUUUUGAGGCUAUACAGUGUUUGUUUACAUUUACAUUGUUUACAAAAAAUGCAGUAAAAAAAGCUUAUGUUGGGUUCGGAUGGGGAAUGACAGUUGAACAAAGCUCAUGAGGCAUUCAUAAGUGAUAUUCUUCAAGAAUCAAUGGGUAUAUACAGUGAGGUAAAAAAGUAUUUGAUCCCCUGCUGAUUUUGUACGUUUGCCCACUGACAAAGAAAUGAUCAGUCUAUAAUUUUAAUGGUAGGUUUAUUUGAACAGUGAGAGACAGAAUAACAACAACAAAAAUCCAGAAGAACGUAUGUCAAAAAUGUUAUAAAUUGAUUUGCAUUUUAAUGAGGGAAAUAAGAAUUUGACCCCCUCUCAAUCAGAAAGAUUUCUGGCUCCCAGGUGUCUUUUAUACAGGUAACGAGCUGAGAUUAGGAGCACACUCUUAAAGGAAGUGCUCCUAAUCUCAGUUUGUUACCUGUAUAAAAAACACCUGUCCACAGAAGCAAUCAAUCAAUCAGAUUCCAAACUCUCCACCAUGGCCAAGACCAAAGAGCUCUCCAAGGAUGUCAGGGACAAGAUUGUAGACCUACACAAGGCUGGAAUGGGCUACAAGACCAUCGCCAAGCAGCUUGGUGAGAAGGUGACAACGAUUAUUCACAAAUGGAAGAAACACAAAAUAACUGUCAACCUCCCUUGGCCUGGGGCUCCAUGCAAGAUCUCACCUCGUGGAGUUGCAAUGAUCGUGAGAACGGUGAGGAAUCAGCCCAGAACUACACGGGAGGAUCUUGUCAAUGAUCUGUAGGCAGCUGGAACCAUAGUCACCAAGAAAACUAUUGGUAACACACUACGCUGUAAAGGACUGAAAUCCUGCAGCGCCCGCAAGUUCCCCCUGCUCAAGAAAGCACAUAUACAGGCCCAUCUGAAGUUUGCCAAUGAACAUCUGAAUGAUUCAGAGGAGAACUGGGUGAAAGUGUUGUGGUCAAAUGAGACCAAAAUCGAGCUCUUUGGCAUCAACUCAACUUGCCGUGUUUGGAGGAGGAGGAAUGCUGCCUAUGACCCCAAGAACACCAUCCCCACCGUCAAACAUGGAGGUGGAAACAUUAUGCUUUGGGGGUGUUUUUCUGCUAAGGGGACAGGACAACUUCACCGCAUCAAAGGAACGAUGGACGGGGCCAUGUACCGUCAAAUCUUGGGUGAGAACCUCCUUCCCUCAGCCAGGGCAUUGAAAAUGGGUCGUGGAUGAGUAUUCCAGCAUGACAAUGACCCAAAACACAUGGCCAAGGCAACAAAGGAGUGGCUCAAGAAGAAGCACAUUAAGGUCCUGGAGUGGCCUAGCCAGUCUCCAGACCUUAAUCCCAUAGAUAAUCUGUGGAGGGAGCUGAAGGUUCGAGUUGCCAAACGUCAGCCUCGAAACCUUAAUGACUUGGAGAAGAUCUGCAAAGAGGAGUGGGACAAAAUCCCUCCUGAGAUGUGUGCAAACCUGGUGGCCAACUACAAGAAACGUCUGACCUCUGUGAUUGCCAACAAGGGUUUUGCCACCAAGUGCUAAGUCAUGUUUUGCAGAGGGGUCAAAUACUUAUUUCCCUCAUUAAAAUGUAAAUCAAUUUAUAACAUUUUUGACAUGCGUUUUUCUGGAUAUUUUUGUUGUUAUUCUGUCUCUCACUGUUCAAAUAAACCUACCAUUAAAAUUAUAGACUGAUCAUGUCUUUGUCAGUGGGCAAACGUACAAAAUCAGCAGGGGAUCAAAUACUUUUUUCCCUCACUGUAUUAUUAAUCUAAAAGUCCAAAAAGGGGUUUAAAAGCAGUCACAGAUUGCCCCUUUAAACACUCCUCCAAGCGUUGCGAGAUCAGAUUAUUAUUAUUUGAUCAAUUCCAUUUACUUUUAAUACUUCAGUAUAUUUAAAACCAAAUACUUUUAGACUUUUACUCAAGUAGGAUUUUACUGGGUGACUUUCACUUUUACUUGAGUCAUUUUCUAUUAAGGUAUCUUUACUUUUACUCAAGUAUGACAAUUGGGUACUUUGUCCACCACUGGAAAAGACCACCUUGAAAGACCUUUGUUGUGGCUAUGUUAGAUAGCUCAGACGGGAAUUCAACAUUAAUCUAUUUCACCCUCCUACCUCUUUCCCUCCCUCUCUCAUAGGUGUCCCUGCAGUGUUUGUGUCCAUUUGGGUCAGUGCGCGAGCAUCACUGGCGGACACUCAGUGAGUCCCUUUAUACAAAAUUGUGUGUACAUCACAUUGAAGUGAAUAAUCACACUUAACACUUAACACUAGCUAUUCUACACACAACACACAAUCGCAGUGUGUUCUCCCCAUUUGCAGGUGCUGGGACAUCAGUGCGGGAAAUCUGAAGUGGAUCUAUCAAGUCCCGAUUCUUGCAGCCAUUGUAGUAAGUAAAUAUUUCCUUUUCACCUUGACUCAUGCACUUCACAAGCAUUUGUCUCAUGUCCCUUUUUUAUUGUUGGAUAGCAUCCGUGAUUUCACAUCAAACAUCUUAUUUGACACAAUCCAAAUAAGCUCAAAAGCUGAAAUGUACUAUUUAUUGGAUGUCUCCGCUUUCAACUGAUCUUCAACUUAAGAGCAUGAAUACGGUGUCCGAAGUCAGAGUGACUGUUACACCAACUCCUUGUGACUCUGAGGCUGUCUUAAUAUGGACACCUUACAUGCAUUUCUAACUCUUCCUACAGGUGAACUUCUUCCUGUUCCUCAACAUCAUACGAGUGUUGGCCUCUAAGCUAUGGGAGACCAACACAGGCAAACUGGACCCCCGUCAGCAGUACAGGUGA
This is a messenger RNA of Coregonus sp. 'balchen', 16850 nucleotides long. Lineage: Eukaryota; Metazoa; Chordata; Actinopteri; Salmoniformes; Salmonidae. The record is from the annotation of a GenBank genome assembly.